Mangifera indica (mango) is the source of this 2226-nucleotide messenger RNA. Its product is annotated as inositol transporter 1. Lineage: Eukaryota; Viridiplantae; Streptophyta; Magnoliopsida; Sapindales; Anacardiaceae. Bases 438 to 1931 code for a protein of 497 amino acids. Gene Ontology annotation, biological process: transmembrane transport. Gene Ontology annotation, cellular component: membrane. The transcript is spliced from 6 exons. Gene Ontology annotation, molecular function: myo-inositol:proton symporter activity. The record is from RefSeq and is a predicted model, not a curated record.
CAGUUUCUCAACUACCUUUCCACCCCCAAGUUCCCAGUGAAAAAAAAUUUCCCUAAAUUUCCUGGAAAUUUCGUCCGUCCAAUCGAAUAGGAGUCCUUCUCUUAAUUCAUUUCCUAAUCUUCCUUGCUCCCAUUCUUUCCCUCUGCUUUUACUAGACGACUAAACCAUCGCCUUUUUGAAGACAUUGUUGCUCUAUAAGCUUGCUUCAGUUGUUUUUUCUUGGAAGCUUCUCCACAAAAAUAUAAUCAAUCAUUUUUUGGCCUUUUUAUAAUCAAAUGAGAUACUAGAGUGUUGCCUUUAUUUAGACAGCUUUGACCGUAGCGAUCUUUUUCUAAUUUUGAUCGUCGAGAAUUUUGGGGAAGUAAUCAUUUUUAUAUCUCCAACAAUAUUUGAAGCGUUCAUUUGAAUUUUUUUGAAGUUAAUUUUAUCGUAGAAGGAUGACGUUGGAUUCGGUUCCCGGUAGUUCGGGGUACUUGGAGGCAUUCCCAGAGAGGAGAAUGGCGUAUUUUAGUAAUUCGUACGUUCUUGGAUUGACGGUAAUUGCUGGCAUUGGUGGACUCCUCUUCGGCUACGACAGUGGUGUCAUAUCAGGAGCCCUUCUGUAUAUAAAAGAUGAAUUUGAGGUGGUAAAACAGAGUAGUUUGCUACAGGAAACAAUCGUGAGCAUGGCCUUGGUUGGCGCAAUAAUUGGAGCUGCAUUAGGGGGUUGGAUUAAUGAUGCAUAUGGACGUAAGAAAGCUACUCUUAUUGCUGAUGUUGUAUUUACAGCUGGAGCAAUUGUCAUGGCUGCCGCACCAAAUCCAUAUAUUCUAAUAUUUGGACGGCUUUUAGUUGGCCUGGGUAUGGGUGUAGCAUCUGUAACUGCUCCAGUAUAUAUAGCUGAAGCAGCCCCCUCAGAAGUAAGAGGUGGACUUGUGAGCACAAAUGUACUUAUGAUAACUGGUGGACAGUUUCUUUCCUACCUUGUGAAUCUUGCUUUUACAGAGGUACCUGGAACAUGGAGAUGGAUGUUAGGAGUAGCAGGUGUGCCAGCUGUCAUUCAGUUCGUCUUCAUGCUUUUUAUGCCAGAGUCUCCCCGGUGGCUUUUUAUGAAGAGUGAUAAAGAUAAAGCCAUUCUCGUGCUUGCUAGAAUUUAUGACUUUGAUCGAUUAGAGGAUGAAAUUGAACACCUUUCUUCUGCUUUAGAGGAAGAACGCCAGAAAAAGAAUACCAUCAGAUACUUGGACGUUUUUAAAACAAAAGAGAUCAGACUUGCUUUCCUGGCUGGGGCUGGGCUUCAGGCAUUUCAGCAGUUCACGGGUAUAAAUACAGUUAUGUACUACGGCCCAACAAUUGUUCAAAUGGCAGGCUUUGAAUCAAACCAGCUUGCACUUCUUCUAUCUCUUGCUAUUGCUGCUGUAAACGCAGCUGGAACAAUUGUUGGGAUUUACCUUAUUGACCAUUUUGGAAGGAAAAAGUUGGCUCUCACAAGUUUAUCUGGUGUAGUUUUAUCCCUUGGCCUUCUCACUUGGGCAUUCUUUGCCAAAUCAUCUGGUUCUUCUAGUGGACUCUAUGGGUGGAUUGCAGUUCUUGCGUUAGCCCUAUAUAUAGCCUUCUACUCACCUGGAAUGGGACCUGUGCCAUGGACUGUGAACUCCGAGAUAUAUCCUGAGCAAUACCGAGGAAUAUGUGGGGGUAUGUCUGCUACUGUAAAUUGGGUUUCAAACCUGAUUGUAUCCGAAAGCUUUCUUUCAGUAGCUGAUGCUGUGGGUACGGGAGCCGCUUUCUUGAUUCUUGCUUGCAUUGCUGUUCUUGCAAUCAUAUUUGUGAUUGUGUUCGUGCCAGAGACUAAAGGAUUGACAUUUCUUGAAGUGGAACAGAUUUGGAAAGAACGAGCCCGGGGCACAAGUCACAACACAGAAAGCCUCCUGGAGCAUGGAAAUGAACCUUAGGACAUCCAUAAACACAUUAAAAAAAUUUAAUUUUAUAUAAUUAGAUUAUUUAAGUCAGUUUAUGUAUGUACAUAUAUAUAUAUAUAUAUAUAUAUAUAUAUAUAUAUAUAUAUAUAUAUAUAUAUAUAUAUAACGGUUGAUGCUAAAACAUCCAUGCUAGUAAAAAGUAAAACAUUUAGUUUAUGAAUUAUUUCAUUGAGGAAAAUUGUUAUACUUAGAAUUUAUAUGAUGAUAAUUGCAUAUAAGAAUUUCAGAAAUUUAUGGUUUAGUUAUUUUAGUUUUUCUUUUUGGCCAA